UUGUAUCAUUUCUACUGUUUACUAUAAAUAUAAACACAAAUUGGUUAUGGUAGUUAAAUCAUGGAUAAUGUUCAUAUACGUGAGCUAAUGCAAUACAUUUUCAUAUGCAAAUGUAUGCAUUUGAAUAUACUGUAAAUAAUUGAUCUGAUCAUCAAAAAAACCCGAAUAACCACUAUAAUUGUAAAGCUGUGGUUUAUUGCAUAUGGUAAUACAAAUUAUUUCAAGUACAAUCUUAUAAAAUUAUAAUAGUAUAAAAGCAUGGUUAAUUUACGUAAGGGUUAUUUUUAAAAUCAAACCAUUUUGAAUCUCUUUGACCUUCUAUGUGUAUAUUGAUUUAUUGUCAAAAUUAUAAAAGAAUCUGUGCUUAUCCUUUUAUAGUCAAUGCGGGCAGUAUGUGUAACAAAAGUUGCAAAACUGUAUUUGACGCAUGUUCCCCAUCAUUAAGUCAAAGAUGGCAGCUGCUUAUCAAAGUCACUUUCUGUUUUCUUUAAACAGAGCUGAUCUGCUCCAGAAAAGAGGCCUGAACCCGCCUCCACCCGGACAGAGUGAGAAAUUGGGUCUGGAGGUCAGUGGGGUGAUCGCUGGCAUCGGUCCCGGGGUUCAGGGGAGCUGGAAGCUUGGAAACAAAGUAAUGGCUUUGCUCGGAGGAGGGGCCUAUGCCGAAUAUGUCAUGCCUGUUCCAUCACAACUCACUCUGUCAGGCCUGGCUGACUGCUCACCAACUUCUGCAUCUCAUUACCCAAUGAGAAGUCUUGGUCUCGCUGAUGGGUGCUGAAUGGAGCGUUGGGAGGUAAAACAGUGGAUGGAGAUUUUCUUGGCAAGCUUUUAAUGAAACAAAUCAGUCUUCUUUGCAGUGUCCUCAGAUCAAAUUGUUUCCAGGUAGGAUUUGAGGAACUCCUAUUGUGUUGACUUUGACAUAUUAAAGGUUAUAUCA
This is a messenger RNA of Triplophysa dalaica, 934 nucleotides long. It is a transcript of the gene tp53i3, whose product is annotated as tumor protein p53 inducible protein 3. The transcript is spliced from 3 exons. Gene Ontology annotation, molecular function: quinone reductase (NADPH) activity; quinone binding; NADPH binding. Bases 428 to 775 code for a protein of 115 amino acids. The record is from RefSeq and is a predicted model, not a curated record. Lineage: Eukaryota; Metazoa; Chordata; Actinopteri; Cypriniformes; Nemacheilidae.